AUGUCACUUCCGGAAGACGUCAUGGUUGACAUCAUAGCGCGUGUAAGGAGAUGCGACUAUCCAAAUCUCUCCCUCGUUUCUAAGCACUUUCGGUCACUUGUUGCGUCGCCUGAGCUAUACGCGAGACGGUCCUUGUUGGGCUUCACCGAACACUGUCUCUAUGUUAACGUUAACCUCUAUAACAGCGAAACCUGUGACCGUGACGACCGUUUGUAUAUUCUCGGCCGGAAAAUAAACCGCCAUCUCCGCUUGGGUCUUGUCCCUUCGCUUCCCGCAAUGCCUACGAAUGGAAAGUACGUCGCCGUGGGCUCGAAGAUAUAUGUGUUUGGUUGGACUUGGAAUUAUAAACAUCACAAUACGAGCUCGACUGCCUUAAGCAUCGAUUGUAGAUCUCACACGGUGCAACCCCUCCCGAGCAUGCCCAUAAACUUGACUGCUGCAGUGGCUGACUUCAUCGAUGGGAAAAUUUAUGUACUUGGAUCAGUCGAAUAUGACUCGAACAAGGUUAAGAUGAACAUGGUUAAGAUGAAGAUGGUUAAGAUGGUGGUGUUCAAUACAGAAACACAAAUGUGGGAGAAAAAGAUCAUAAAGCCAGACGUUGAGAUAGAUCUCAGGUGGCCUAGUAACGUGGUGGUGAUGGCUGAUAAGAUGUAUGUGAGAGGUACUGAUAAAACCUUUUUUUACGAGCCAAAUGAUAGUAAAUGGGGAACCGACGAGAUGCUGAAUUCAAAGAGGUGGGAGAAUGCUCUUGUGGUCGAUGACGUAAUGUACUAUUACGAUAAUAAUGAGAAAAAGUUAAGAACGUAUGAUCCAAAGAAGAGGUGUUGGGGAGUGGUUAAUGGUUUGGAAUACUUGUUUGCUGGGACGACAGAUUCGUUGUGGUCACAGAAUGCAAGUUACGGUGGGAAACUGCAGGUUUAG
This is a messenger RNA of Microthlaspi erraticum, 921 nucleotides long. NCBI's taxonomy places the organism in Eukaryota, Viridiplantae, Streptophyta, Magnoliopsida, Brassicales, Brassicaceae. The record is from the annotation of a GenBank genome assembly.